AUGGUUGAUUACAUCAAAAUUAAGGGUGGCCGCAGCACGAAGGUGAAUGCCCAAGGGGCUAACCAGCAGCUGGGUGCCCUAAGGGUGGUAAUGGCAAUCGAAAUGGCAAUGACCACCAGCGAAAGGGCGCCAAAGGUGGUGGUGAACAGCAGAACCACCAACCUUAUCCCAACAAGCAGCAACUACCUCUCAUACGCAGUAAUCACCACAGGAAUGGUAGCCAUGAGAACCUUCCGCUCGAUGAUUGCAAUGCAAGAGGAUGAAGAGGUCCUAUGGUCCGUCAAGUCCCUGAUGGUAAUUAAAACCCCCAGGGUUACCCUUCAGACCAAGGACGGUUGGCGUUUCUGCACGAACUUUGCUAAGUGA
Molecule: messenger RNA, 366 nt
Organism: Sphaeroforma arctica JP610
Lineage: Eukaryota; Ichthyosporea; Ichthyophonida
Exons: 1
Coding region: 1-366 (121 amino acids)
Source: RefSeq, a predicted model, not a curated record